AUGGAAAACUCUAAGGAGGGGGGUCCAGCCUCCCAAACUCAACCUGUACCCCAACAGCCGCAAGGUUUAAACGCAGCGCUGAAGUUGGAGAGCCCGGGCGUGAAGAGAAUCGAGGCUUUGUCAUCUCACCUGCAACCCAUCGAUCGAGUGCUUCUCUUCUUUGGGAUUUUUCUCAUCGCCUAUGUCUAUGGUCUGGAUGGGCUGGUGCGAGGGACCUAUCAGCCAUAUGCCACGGCUUCGUACGGCUCCCACAGUUUACUGUCGAGUGUAGAUAUUCUUCGUGCGGUUAUUGCUGCUGCGGCACAGCCAACGGCGGCUAAAAUCGCCGAUGUUUUCGGGAGAAUCGAGUUGAUCUUGAUCUCGGUGCUGUUUUAUACCGUUGGCACAAUCAUUGAGACGUCUUCGACUACGGUCGAGCAAUUUGCUGCAGGUGCCGUUCUAUACCAGAUCGGCUACACCGCGAUCAUCCUGCUGGUUGAGGUGUUGGUCGCGGAUGUCACUUCGCUUCGCUCCCGCCUACUGUUUUCGUAUAUCCCGGCCCUGCCGUUUAUAAUCAACACCUGGAUUAGUGGAGAUGUCACCGGAGCUGUAUUGAGGGUGACCACGUGGCGCUGGGGCGUUGGCAUGUUUACCAUAAUCUACCCCGUAUGCACACUCCCUCUUCUUGCUACCCUCUGCAUCGUCCACCGCAGAGCGAAAAGGAAUGGCGCCUUGGAUAAUAUUCGAAGCUCCUAUCGGACGCUGGGUGCCUGGAAGCUGACCAAGGAACUAUUCUGGUACUUGGAUGUGAUUGGCAUCAUUCUCCUGAUUGCCUUUCUUGGCUUGGUUCUGGUGCCUUUCACGAUAGCCGGAGGCCUUUCUUCACAAUGGAAGAAGGCCAAGAUUAUCGCCCCCCUGGUUAUCGGGCUGUGUUGCAUACCGGCGUGGGUUAUUUGGGAGAGGUUUUGCAAACAUCCGAUGGUUCCAUUCAAACUCUUAAAAGAUCGCGCAGUCUGGGGAGCGCUGGGAAUUGCUCUCAUGCUGAACACCGCGUGGACGCUCCAGGGCGAAUACUUAUACACUGUUCUUAUUGUUAGCUUUGAUGAGAGCAUCACAAGCGCGACGAGGAUCAGAUCCCUCUACAGCUUUGCCUCAGUCAUCACGGGGUCCAUACUCGGACUUGUCGUCUUCAAGGUUCGACGACUCAAGCCAUUCAUCGUGGGAGGCACUCUCCUGUUCAUGGUGGCUUUCGGGAUCUUGAUCUAUUAUCGCGGAGGACCGACCUCGUCUAGCCACUCGGGAAUAAUUGGCGGACAGAUCCUUCUGGGAAUUGCGGGAGGAUUGUUUCCCUACCCUGCUCAGGCGAGCAUUCAGGCUGCCACGAAACACGAACAUCUGGCCGUGGUCACAAGUUUCUUCCUAGCCUGUUACAAUAUCGGUAGCGCACUGGGAGGGAGCAUUUCCGGUGCCAUAUGGACGCAAGUUCUCCCCGAGGAGCUGAAUAAGAGACUUGGAAAUGCCACCCUGGCCGCGCAAGCGUAUUCGGAUCCCUUCACCUUCAGCACUAUGCAUGCCAUGGGCACGCCCGAUCGAGAUGCGGUUGUAGGUGCGUACAAGUACGCACAACGGCUCUUGUGUAUCACUGGAAUCUGCCUGACGGUGCCGCUGGUGGCAUUCUCGAUGUGUACUCGCAACUUGGUGCUCACUAAAGAGCAAAGCUUUGCUGAUGCUGAGGAGGAUACCGAUGCUGUCUGA
This is a messenger RNA of Aspergillus heteromorphus CBS 117.55, 1734 nucleotides long. It is a transcript of the gene sit1, whose product is annotated as putative siderochrome-iron transporter Sit1. Gene Ontology annotation, molecular function: siderophore-iron transmembrane transporter activity. Gene Ontology annotation, biological process: intracellular iron ion homeostasis; transmembrane transport. The record is from RefSeq and is a predicted model, not a curated record. NCBI's taxonomy places the organism in Eukaryota, Fungi, Ascomycota, Eurotiomycetes, Eurotiales, Aspergillaceae. The transcript is spliced from 11 exons. Gene Ontology annotation, cellular component: vacuolar membrane; endosome. Bases 1 to 1734 code for a protein of 577 amino acids.